Rhopalosiphum padi (bird cherry-oat aphid) is the source of this 1578-nucleotide messenger RNA. RefSeq lists its product as uncharacterized. The coding region runs from base 306 to 1217 and encodes 303 amino acids. The transcript has 4 exons. The record is from RefSeq and is a predicted model, not a curated record. NCBI's taxonomy places the organism in Eukaryota, Metazoa, Arthropoda, Insecta, Hemiptera, Aphididae.
ACAUUUUAUUAUCAGUAAAAAAUUCGAUAUUUGUUCUGUUAAUAAUACUUAAUUUUUUAUUUUGUACUUAAAUAGUAAAUUAGUUUGGUAUUUUAUGUUGUAACGGCGAUCUAAUUAUCAAAAUACAAUAAUAUUUAUUCUCAAAUUUGUGAUGAAUAUACUGCUAGUGUUUUUGGAUGAUGAAUUUAACCAGAAGAGGAGUUAAAAAUGAACAUUUAUAACAUUUUUGGAACAAUGCUUAUAGUAAAAUGUAAAUUUUGAAUUAAAAAUAUUGUAAAUAUUGAAAAUUGUGUAUACUAACCACUAUGGCUACUGUUGAAGAAAUUGAUGAAGCUGAACAACUUAGAUUCUUAGCAUUAAAAUCUAUGGUGAGAAGGUCUAGCAAAAAGAAUACUAAUAAUACUGAUACUGAUGAACAAGAUAUAUUAUUACUAAGAGCAGCUGCGUUAAAGACAAUUAAUAAUAAAAGUUCACAAGGUAAUAAAGAUGAAAAACUUGUUAAAAAUAAAUUAGUUAAUGAAAAAAAAAGAAGCAUAAGUAGCCAGGUGUCUCCAUUAGCAAGUAAAAAAAACAUCAAACUGACUGAUAUGAAAAAUAAUAAUUUGGUAAACAAUGUUACUAACAAUACUAAUACAGGAAAUACUACAAGAGUUUCGAAACAUCAUCUUGAACAAGUAUUUAAAAGUAAACAUAAACUUGAAACAAACAUUGAAUCCCAAAGUAAGUCUGAAGUCAUCAAUAAUAAAGAUGAUAUAAAAAAAGUUAUAAGGAAUGGUAGUAUUCAACUUUCAAACUUGGAUUCCGAAAAAUUCAAUGAAACUAUGAUAUUGCAUAUAACGUUUAGUUCAUCAGAAAGUGAUGAUUCUUCCAGUGAAUGUGAUAUAGUUCAAAAUAAGGUAUUAAUACCGAAAAAGAAUAUCAACAAUGGUGCAUUAAGAUCACCAGCUCCAACAUUGAAUGUUGUGGAUAACCAUGUUAAAGCUACUGACGCUAAAUCAUUAGAAGAUAAUAAAUUAAAAAUGAAUAAUUGUAUGCAACAAAUAUGUGGACUUAUGAGACAUUGUGAAUCAGAAAUUGAAAAACGUAAUCAACAAGUGGAAAUAUUAUUACAAGCAUAUGAAAAAUACCAAAACUAUAGUGAGUCAUUGCGUUCCAUACUUCGGUCAAUGAAAACGGUUCGUGAUGAAUUGUCAUUAUAUAGUUCUGCUGAGCAUUAGUAUUAUUGAAGCCCAAGUUCAAAGUCUUACUAAAUAAGAAAAAAACAUCAUUUAAUUGUUAUUAUUUGUGUUGGUUUUUGUUUGGUUUGUUUGGUGUUUUAAAAUAUACUACUUGUUAUUAAUUUAUUAUCCAAUUACAUACAAAUUGAGUAUGGCUGGGUAUUAUAUUUAGCAAUAUUCAUUUAUUUUAAUUGUAAAUGGCUAUGAUGUAAUAAAAAAUGUAUAGUUUCCAAGUUUUGAAUUUUAUUGUUAAUGUCAUAAGUGUAUUUUAUUCAAAAUAAGGUUAGGAUUUUAAUUAUUCAAGAUAAUCAAAAUAUUGUAACUAAUAUAUUAAAUAAAUAUUGAGUAUCUAAAUUUUAAA